AUGGUGUCCAAAAUUACUUAUGGAACGUCAUGGCCACCCUCAGCUCGGUCUCAAGUUCCGAGCGCGGUCUUACGUCGCUUCGAAGCCACCGUGCAGUUUAAAGCUGUUGACGAAAGCGCAAGUGCUUGGAACGGAACCAACAUGAUCACGAGUGUCCGCUUUUCCAAGUAG
Messenger RNA from Plasmopara halstedii, 171 nucleotides. RefSeq lists its product as uncharacterized. The record is from RefSeq and is a predicted model, not a curated record. The coding region runs from base 1 to 171 and encodes 56 amino acids. NCBI's taxonomy places the organism in Eukaryota, Oomycota, Peronosporomycetes, Peronosporales, Peronosporaceae. The transcript has 2 exons.